Molecule: messenger RNA, 1879 nt
Organism: Capsella rubella
Lineage: Eukaryota; Viridiplantae; Streptophyta; Magnoliopsida; Brassicales; Brassicaceae
Product: probable DNA replication complex GINS protein PSF1
Exons: 6
Coding region: 882-1508 (208 amino acids)
Biological process (GO): DNA strand elongation involved in mitotic DNA replication; DNA replication
Cellular component (GO): GINS complex
Source: RefSeq, a predicted model, not a curated record
UCGGAAUCUAGAGUUGGGUUCUUCAGUUGUCAUCAGCUUCGUCGUGUUGGAUUAGAGUCAAAAGGGUAUUGUUACUAGCUAGCUUUUUUGUCUCGUUGAUCAAUGCUUUGCUCUAUAUUAGUUUUGAGGAACACAUUAGCGAUGAAUCAGAUACAUUAGCGAUGAAAAUAAUCCAUAGAUCUCUGCUUAACUUUUUUUUGUUUUUAGCUGCUGGGGAUAGAAUUUUGUUGUUGUUUACCUUUCUUGUUGUUAGCUUGUCUAGGUGUGACAGAACAAAUCUUAAGUUAGUUGUUCUGUUUUCGUUUGUCUAAUUUGGUUGCUUAGUGUGUUGUGUAUUCAUCAGAUUGUGAAAGUACAGUGAUUGCAUUGUGAUUGGUUUGUUCUUUAUCACACAGUGAGCAUAUGGAAUCUGAUCACAGUUAGCUAAUUUUUUUGUUGUUUCAGAUUUUGGGAGUUCUUGUUUCAGAUUCUAAUCAUUUGAUUUCACAGACGUGUUAGUGUGUUGUUACUUGUUACCCAUUGUUUAUUCAAAGUACAGAUUACGUUUAUUGAUCUCUCAUACCACACAGGCCUUUAAACUCAACUCUUCUUGUUAACAUGCUCGUCACUCGUCUCUCGUGUAAUCUUGUCACCUUUGUCACAUAUACACAUCAUAAUUUGGGAGUUCUUGUUUCAGAUUCUAAUCAUGUUUUGGGAGUUCUUGUUUCAGAUUUGUAGUGAUGAUGAAACUGCUUGCAUCUCUUGUUUGCUUUCUUGUUGUUCCUGCUUUCUUGUUGAUCUCUACUUAAAAUAUUCAUUUGUGAUCUCCAACUAAUUUCACAAAAGAAGUGAAUCCCAAGAGAGAGAGAGAGAGAGAGAGAGAGAGAGAGAGCCGCCCCACCAUGUACGGGAGAAAAGGGUAUCAGCUGGUGAAAGAUUUUGCCAGCGGAGAGAAAGGUCAGCUCAAACCUUUUAACAGCAAGCUCUUUGACGAGACAAUUGAAGAAUGUGACCAGAAUCACCAUCUUAUCCAGUCCUUGAUUAGGAAAAUGCAACAAGAAGGUUUGGAUGUUCAGAACAAUAGAAACGCUGACCACUAUGGAGCACUCAUUCAUCACCUUUCUUUGAUCCGGAACAAGCGCUGCCUCAUGGCUUAUCUGCCACUUGUGUCCCUAUCUAGGUACAACCGAGCAGAGAUUGUGCGGGAUUUGGCAUGGAGAGUAGGCCUUGAACUUCUCGACCUUCCCUCUGACAUCCAAGGGAAGCUCACUACACUGGAAAAAGACUACUUUAAGAACCAUUCCGUAGCUCUUAAAUCAUACAUGGGAAAAGUAGGAAUUGAGUUGAAUGUUGAUAUGGUGCCUCCAAAAGAUCCUUACAUCAAGGUCAGAAUUCUGGAUGAUAUUGAUGAAGGAAUCGUGCUGAGUGACAAAACAACAAAUUUUGCCCGUCAUUCUAUGCAUUUCCUCAAACGAACUGAUGCAGAACCCUACAUUGCUCGGGGCCAAAUGAAGGAGCUGACAGAUUAAUUGAUGUAGUCUGAAGCUGUGGUCUGGUCUGUGAUAAAAGAGUGUAAGCUUAUUUAGCCAUGUGUAAUUGUAAGACAGGAACAUGAAACCUCAUACGCAACUCAUUAUAUUUUAUCUUGCUAAGUGACUUCACUCUGGUGGGGAUAACAUCAUUGCAUUCAAAUAGAAGAGGAGGCAGAAUGUAAAUGGUCUGGUGCGAGGUGAGUUGAUUACAAAAUGAAAAUAUUCAAUUUUUUGUCUCAAGUAUUUACGAACCGUGGCAUUAUAAAAGUUUAGCUGCGUAGUUAGUUAUAUAGUUUUUAUGCGAAAAAACUUAAUUUAAGUACCUUAUUAGUGUGAGUCGGGGUUACCAAAUAUAAACAUUAUGAUCA